Molecule: messenger RNA, 2039 nt
Organism: Theobroma umbraticum
Lineage: Eukaryota; Viridiplantae; Streptophyta; Magnoliopsida; Malvales; Malvaceae
Product: Tetratricopeptide repeat (TPR)-like superfamily protein
Molecular function (GO): protein binding
Source: RefSeq, a predicted model, not a curated record
GCUUCCACAUGGGACAGCGCCUGCCGCCCACCACCCUUUCCCACUAAAAUUUCAAAACCCCUUUGCAAAGUGAAAUUUGAAACCCCACACCACGCGUACUCGGCAUUUCCUUGUAAUCCAAUCAAUAAUUAACAGAUAAAAUAAUAAAUAAUAAAAUUCAGGAAAGUAAAAAAUACGUGUCUUAUUGAGCUUCACUAAGCACAAAGACGAUUACCAUUUAUUUCUGGAUACGCCACCUCACUUCUUUGUCUUUCCUUUUGAAUUAUUAUUAUUAUUAUUUUUAUUAUUAUACCUUUUUCCUUCCGUAUUCCACAACAGAUUAACAGAUCGGAAGGAUUGGGAGGCGGGGGUAGGGGGAGGGUGAAUAUGGCGACGGCGUCGUUUAACAAGAUCGAGAGGGCCCACCAGAUGUACAGACAAGGGAGGUACGAGGAAGCGCUUGGUUACUACACGGAGGCGCUGGCUGUUGCCAAAACCAAGCCUCAGAAGAUCGCUUUGCACAGUAACAGAGCUGCUUGUUACUUGAAAUUACAUCAUUUCAAAAAGGCAGCAGAAGAAUGUACCUCAGUGCUUGAGCUUGACCACAAGCACACUGGAGCUUUGAUGUUGCGAGCUCAAACCCUAGUCACUCUAAAGGAGUACAAUUCAGCCCUCUUCGAUGUCAACCAGCUCAUAGAGUUGAAUCCCUCUUCAGAAGUUUAUCAUAACCUUCAAGCUCGUUUGAGGACGCAAGUGGCACUUGCUCCAAUACCUGAAUCUGAAGCAGAGUUGGAAGAAGAGGAAGAAGAGGAAGAAGAACAUGGGCAACCCUUCACAAUGGAGAAUGAAGAGGAACAAGAUGACAAAAAGGAAGAUAUAGUAGUGCCAGCUUUUAGGAAAGAUCCAAAUGCUAAGCUUAAUGAGAAUCUGGUUAAAGUAGAAAUCAUUGCCCCUGAGAAACCUGACCUCAAAGAAUCUCCUGAGCAGGAAACAGAUUAUAAGAAUGUGCCCAAAAGAAAUCCUGGAGUUACUGCUCCUCAAGCACCAAAUGGCAAGGAUUCCCAAGGGUGGCAGGCGAUCCCUAAACACGAGGGACAGUUAGAUGAGAAGAAUGUGCCUCAAAGAACUGAAGCUGCUGCUCCUCUAGAACAGGGCGUCAAAGAUUCCAAAGGAUGGCAGGCAAUCCCUAAACCCAAGGGACAGUUAGAUGACAAGAAUGUGCCUCAAAGAACUGAAGCUGCUGCUCCUCUAGAACAGGGCGUCAAAGAUUCCAAGGGAUGGCAGGCAAUCCCUAAACCAAAGGGACACUCAGCUCUGGACUAUGCACGGUGGGAUAGAGUUGAAGAUGACUCUAGUGAAGAUGAUGAUGAUGAUGACGACGAUGAUGAGUCCCAGCCUCAAUAUCGUUUUCGUGUAAGAACUGUUGGCAUGCGACCAGUGAAAUGAAAUGGGAUGAAGUCCAAAAUACAAUGAAUGUUAUUAAUGUUUCUGAUUCUGACAUCUCCACAAACAGUCUCCUAUGUUGAGGGAAGUGUAGUUUGAGAAGCUGUGGUUGAUCUGUCAUGUUUAAAUAUCCAAAGCCAGGGGAAUGAUAUUUUUUUUCAGUUGCCCUGUUUGAGUUUCUCCCUAUUGCACUGCCACUCGAAAAUUUCAGGCUGCCACCAAUAUUUUGAAAAAGGCUGCAUAUUAACAGAUGAUCCUCAUUGAUUUUGGAGUCAGGUAAUCAUCUUUUCUGGUGAUGUAAUUAUUUGCCUGCCUCUUGAAGGAGACAUCAAAGCCUGACUCUCCUCUGACUGCUUAAAAUGCAUCAAGGGAGAUGAGAACUUUGAAUCUGUCAGCUUGUUUGCAUUGGAGGAACAAAUUUAUACAUCAAUAGUUUUCUUAAUUUGUGGUAAUUAUCUGGAAAUUAAUACAAAAUCUGUAUUUUUAUUUAUUAUGUAUACAUAUAUGUAUAUUUAUGACAUGAUAUAUAUUUGAUUAUGUUGUUCCGGUCAAGUGAAUAAUGACUUACCAGGCUGUAAUUGUUGUUGAUUCUUGAAUAAAGUCAUUUGAUUCUGGGG